Messenger RNA from Cladocopium goreaui, 672 nucleotides. The record is from the annotation of a GenBank genome assembly. NCBI's taxonomy places the organism in Eukaryota, Dinophyceae, Suessiales, Symbiodiniaceae.
AUGAAGACGACGUUUGGGAACGGACUCGAAAUCUUUGUGCCUGAACAAGUUUGCAAGCCCAGGGACAAAAUGUCGACUCGUCUAUCUCCUUCCACGGUUUCUGAAAGACCUCUACUGACGGCUUCUCCAGACGAAGAGUGUCUGUCUUUCAAGUCCCUUUGGGCUUUGGUGCACAACUGUCACCUCAGAUUGCAUGUGGAGCCGGAGUCACUUCACUGUUGCUGGAACGACCUUAAAAACAGUUACAAACGUGCAGACUUUCAACCAGCACUACUGUUGGGCAUAGUCAUGUCGCAGGCGGCCCAUGGUCCGUUCCUAUCUGGAUCAAAUCAAUGGACGAAGCAGCAAACAGCUCAAAUGAUUGCCAAAACUAUUGGUCAUUCUGAAUUUCAAACACUCAGAGAGGCCAUGUUGAAAGAUCGCUAUGGAGAUACUAACGGUGUUCCAGAAACGCCAGCGGACAUUCCUGAACUUGACAGUGUGGAAAAUCUCCCUAUCUACGCAAAGCAAAAGAGCUGGUUCCAAGCCGUGAUCGCCUUGUACCGGCUUGCGCUGGAUUGGAGCUUGAAUUCCCUGAUCCUGGGGCGGGCUGUUGAGCUUUCAACUGGCAACGAUGAAAUGGGCAAUGUUGAAAUGGAGGACGAAUUUUGGCAGGAUUGUUUCAGUUUAUGA